AUGGGACCGGAGGAGGGGCGCGGGAGCCACAGCAGCUCUCGCCACUCGUGCAGUGGGGAGAGGAAACAGGCUGUGUCGCAGCUCGGAACACACCACCUCGGGGCGGCGCAAGCCAGGGCGCGCCGGGGACGGAAGUGGGUGGGAGCGGUGGCCGCGCCGCGCCUUUGUUACUGCUCCGGGACCCCGCGGGCCGCCGGGAGCACCCCAUCGCAGCCGCCCGGGAAUCGGCCGCCGGCUCCCAGGUUCCCGUCGCCGCCCCCAGCAGGACCGCCCAGAGCCACAGUAAAACUGGCCCCACCUCCCGGCCUCGAGAAGGGCGCGCGGCGGCGUGUCCUAGUGUCUGCCGGCCUUAACCUACGCUGCCGUUCCCUGCCCUGGGGCCACCGCGCGGAGGGACGUUCCUCACCUUCUGGAGCUUUCCCCAGACCUCCGGGUGGCAGAAUCGCCGCUUCCCGCCGGACAGCAGCGCGGCAGCCCCGGCUUCCUAACAGCGGCACGGCCACUCCCUGCCUCUUUUCAGCGAGCGAGGAUCGGGUCCCCCCUCUCGGGAUGAUUCACUACGCUCCUUACCUGGAGGCUCGAACAAGUCCCCUCCCCUCCGCCGGCCCGCGCAGCGAUCGGGAGCUGGCGCCCUCUGCCGGGCCACCAGCGGGAGCGCCCUGGCGACAGAGCGAGGAGCAGGGCAGGGGGUCGGAACCCAGGAAGGAGCCCACCCGAGCGCAGGACACCCCGCUGGUCACUCCUUCGCGAGCUCACUCCCGCGAGGUCACUCCAUCCUGGCCGCCGUGCCCGGGCGGCGGCCAGAACCCAGGCGAAGAGGACCAGAGCUGUCCUCACGCUCCCGGGCCACUGGGCACGCCCGGAGUCCCCCACUUGCGGGCUAGCCGGGCCAGCCCGGCCCCCGGGGAUGUCCCGAAGAAACCACCAUGA
This is a messenger RNA of Neofelis nebulosa (Clouded leopard), 930 nucleotides long. RefSeq names its product basic salivary proline-rich protein 1-like. The record is from RefSeq and is a predicted model, not a curated record. The transcript is spliced from 2 exons. Lineage: Eukaryota; Metazoa; Chordata; Mammalia; Carnivora; Felidae. Bases 1 to 930 code for a protein of 309 amino acids.